CUCUCCUGUUCCUUGUCCUCCUUCGUGGUCAAGCUAUUAUGGCCGGAGCUUCCCCAAUCGCAUUGUAGUGAGCUCCGAAGCCGUGUCGAAGGUAAGUCACGGUGCGGAUUUGGUAGCGCUAGCGGAUGCACACGUUGUAGAGUCGAAAUGCCCAGCAGGUGCGAGAGGUGCUCGAAGAAGACGCGGAUGUGAGGUGCGUGCGUAGGUCUGCAUCAGGUGGCAAGGGUAGCAGUCUUGUGGAGGCAGGCGGUCGGAUUCGUUGCUUAGGUUGUUUUUUUUUUUAUUUUUCGGUGGAAGCGCUUCGGAAGUAUUCCCAAUGGAUGACUACGACUAUGGCGAAGUGGAGAAUGUGGGAGUUGUGAAGAAGAAGGUUUCCAAGUCGAAGCCAGCAGGAGAGAAAGUUGCUAAAGCUCCUAAGGUCGCCAAAUUACCGCUUCAGUCUAGUUCUGGUUUCAACAUUGACGUCAAUGAUGUUGACGUUAAGGCGGUCAAGACUACUAAGCGUGAGCCUCAGAAUGACAAAUCUAUCGAGGAAACGUAUCAAAAGAAAACCCAGCUUGAGCACAUACUGUUAAGGCCCGAUACUUAUGUUGGAAGCAUUGAGAAGCAUACCCAAUCGCUUUGGGUAUAUGAGGACGAGAAGAUGGUUAACCGGAGCGUGACAUUUGUCCCUGGGUUGUACAAGAUAUUCGAUGAAAUCCUGGUGAAUGCUGCUGAUAACAAGCAGCGUGAUCCUUCCAUGGACACCGUUAAGGUUGAGAUCGACGUAGAAAAUAAUUUCAUCAGCGUGUUCAACAAUGGUGAUGGUGUGCCUGUUGAGAUUCACAAAGAAGAAGGCGUAUACGUUCCCGAGAUGAUUUUUGGACAUCUUCUGACCAGCAGUAAUUACAAUGACUCUGAGAAGAAAACUACUGGUGGUCGUAAUGGAUACGGAGCCAAGCUUGCUAAUAUCUUUUCUACAGAAUUCACGAUUGAAACUGCGGACGGAAAACGUCUCAGGCGGUACAAACAGGUAUUUACCAAUAACAUGAGUCUCAAAUCUGAACCCAAGAUCACCACAUGCAAGGCUAACGAGAACUGGACGAAAGUUUCAUUCAAACCAGAUCUUUCCAAAUUUAACAUGACGCAUCUCGAGAGUGAUGUCGUUGCUCUCAUGAGCAAGCGUGUAAUGGAUGUAGCUGGUUGCUUGGGAAAGGGUUGUAAAGUUGAACUCAAUGGCAAGCGUCUUCCCAUCAAGUCGUUUCAAGACUAUGUUGGUCUAUAUCUCUCUGUUGCAAAUGCCGGUCGAGAAGAGCCACUGCCGAGGAUUUAUGAAAGAGUAAGCGACCGGUGGGAGGUGUGUGUUAGUCUGAGCGAUGGACAAUUCAAUCAGGUGAGCUUCUGUAAUAGUAUUGCCACGAUCAGAGGAGGAACCCAUGUCGCUUAUGUGACGGACCAGAUUGUUACUCACGUCCUGGCUCUGGUGAACAAGAAAAACAAGACAGCUGGCGUGAAGCCCUUCCAAAUUAAAAAUCACAUGUGGGUUUUUGUCAAUGCACUUAUUGACAAUCCCACAUUUGACUCACAAACGAAAGAGACGCUUACCACUCGUGCUAGUAGCUUUGGGUCCAAGUGUGAACUCUCACCUGAAUUCUUGAAGAAAGUUGCGAAAUGCGGAGUUGUAGAGAAUGUGUUAACUUGGGCUGACUUCAAGCAGAGCAAAGAGCUUAAGAAGAAUGAUGGAGCUAAACGACAACGCAUUACUGGCAUCCCUAAACUUGAUGAUGCGAAUGACGCCGGUGGUAAAUCUUCGGAGAAGUGUACGCUCAUUCUCACAGAAGGUGACUCCGCGAAAGCUCUCGCUAUGAGUGGUAUUAGCGUCGUGGGUCGUGAUAAAUACGGAGUAUUCCCAUUACGAGGAAAGCUUCUCAACGUGAGGGAAGCCAGCCAUAAGCAAAUUAUGGAGAAUGCUGAAAUUACGAACAUCAAGCGCAUCCUAGGGCUUCAGCAUGGCAAAGAUUAUGACAGUACUAAAUCGUUGAGAUAUGGUCAUCUAAUGAUCAUGACUGAUCAGGAUCACGAUGGGUCCCACAUCAAAGGAUUGUUGAUUAACUUUAUUCACUCUUUCUGGCCGUCACUGCUCAAGAUUCCUUCGUUUCUUGUGGAGUUCAUCACCCCAAUUGUUAAGGCAACCAAUAAGCAAAAGACGCUCUCAUUUUAUACGAUGCCUGAGUAUGAAGCAUGGAAAGAAUCUCUGAAUGGUGAAACUAAAGGAUGGACUAUCAAAUACUAUAAGGGUCUGGGUACGUCAACUUCGAAAGAAGGAAAAGAAUACUUCCGGGAACUUGUAAAGCAUAAAAAGGAUUUCAAGUGGGAAAGUGAAAUGGAUGGUGACGCUAUUGAGAUGGCGUUUAGUAAGAAAAAGAUUGAAGCUCGUAAGACAUGGUUGCGGCACUAUGAGCCUGGCACUUUCCUUGACAUGACCGCGGAGAAGAUCAAUUACCGUGAUUUCGUGAACAAGGAACUUAUUCUCUUCUCCAUGGCUGACCUUGCAAGAUCUAUUCCGUCCAUGGUGGAUGGAUUGAAGCCUGGCCAGCGGAAAAUCCUGUUCUGCUGUUUCAAGAGGAACUUUGUCACGCAAGCCAAGGUAGCGCAAUUUUCCGGUUACGUGUCAGAACAUUCAGCUUACCAUCACGGAGAGGCGAGUUUAGCCAGCACCAUUAUUGGGAUGGCCCAAAACUUCGUUGGAAGCAACAACAUCAAUCUCCUUUCCCCAGAGGGUCAAUUUGGAACGCGUGAGCAGGGAGGAAAAAACCACGCUAGCCCACGUUACAUUUUCACAUGUUUAGCACCGAUUACCCGCGCUCUAUUUCCUCAAGCAGACGAUGUCCUUCUUGACUACUUGAAAGAGGACGGGCAAUCCAUAGAGCCCACUUGGUAUUGUCCCAUCAUUCCUCUGGUGCUUGUCAAUGGUAGCGAAGGUAUCGGAACUGGCUGGAGCUCCUUUGUGCCGAACUACAACCCAAGAGAAAUUGUGGCCAACCUUCGCCGCCUCCUUGCAGGCCAGGAAAUGGAACCAAUGCACCCGUGGUACAAAGGCUUCAAGGGGUCCAUUGAGUGCUCAGCAACGAAGGAUAGUGGUUUCACGUAUACCAUCACGGGUGCAAUUGAUCAAAUCGAUGAAACAACCAUCAAAAUUUCCGAGCUUCCUGUACGGAAGUGGACACAAGAUUACAAGGAGUUCCUUGAUGUCAUGAUGACACCUUCUGACAAGAACAAGGAGCCUUUCAUUAAGGAUUUUCGUGAACACAACACUGAUACGAAGGUACAUUUUGAGCUUUCGCUUUCAGAAGAGAAUAUGGCUAUAGCUCUGGCUGAGGGCCUCGUGAAGAAAUUCAAGCUCACUACCACAAUAAGCACCAGCAACAUGCAUUUGUUCGAUAACAAGGGAAUCAUCAAGAAAUAUGAUACUCCAGAGCAAAUUCUCGAGGAAUUCUUUCAUAUCCGCCUGGACAUGUAUGUAAAGAGGAAGGCAGUCCAAUUGCAAAACCUGGAGUAUGAGCUGCACAAGGUCGACAACAAAGUGCGGUUUAUCCUUGGCGUGGUGAAGGGGGAAAUAAUUGUGAACAAUCGCAAGCGUGCAGAUUUACUCGCUGAUCUACAGAAGAAAGGCUUCACUCCAUUUCCUAAGAAAUCCAAAUCCUCUGAUCCUCCUGUCGUUGGGGCAGAUCCCCUCCCAGAAGACGAUGAACAAGAUGAAAAGGUGAAAGGUAUCAGAGCUGCAGACUACGAGUAUCUUCUCUCUAUGCCUAUUGGAACGUUGACAUUUGAGAAAGUUCAACAACUUCGUGGUCAGCGUGACAAGAUGGAAGGGGAAGUGGAAGAACUCAAGAAAGCAACUCCAGAAGCUUUGUGGAUAAAAGAUUUAGAUGAAUUUCUCGUGAAAUUGGAUGCCCAGGAAGCACAAGAGGAGGUCGAUGCAGUGUAUGAAGCUAAGCACUCUGCCAAGGAGGGCAACCAAGCUUUCAAAAAACCUGCUCCCAGGAAGCAGACCGCUCCUAAAGCCAAGAAGACCGAACCUGUGGACGAGAAUUUUCCUGUGCCAGCUCCAUCUUCUCCAGUUGCCCAUGAGGAUACCAAGCCUGCGACGACCAAGCCUGCGACCAACAAAGCUGCACCUAAACCUCGGGCAAAGGCAGCCGCCAAAAAGCCUGCCAAAGUAGUUGAGCUGGAUGACAGCGACGAUGAGGACUUCACUGCAAGCUUACGUGACCGCUUGGCCUCGUAUAACUCGAAAGUUUCCCAACCCAGCGUUGUCAUAGAGGAUGUCAAGGAGCCUCAGGUUGAAGAAGUCAAAGUGAACAAGCCUGCUCCCAGACGACUCCAGAAAGCCGGAGCGAAAACUUCAUUAUCGCCUCCACCGAGCCCACCUGAGUCAGUGAUAUCUCCAGAGAAGCUGAAGCCAGCUGUGAAGGUGCGCAAAAUUGCAGUUUCACCACUUAACAGAAAGACCAAAGCUUUGACAUCCAAACAAGUCAUCCAGGCCGUAGAGGCUGAGGCAGCGUCCAGACCAGCCCGAGUUGGUCGUCGGAAAGUGCAGUAUGUCAUCAGUGAUAGCAGCAGUGAAGAUACGAAGGACGACAGUGACGACGCUAUUUCGGACUUCUCGGACACCGAGAGUUUCUGAGUCGUAGAUACUGUAAUGUAAAAAACAGACCUGACAACUCUUUCAGGAGCAUAUUUGCAUUGUCAGUCGGACAUGCAAUGUUGCGUUGUAGCAGCUUACACACUACUAGUUGGUCAUCGGUGAUGACCUGUAUCAUAACGUCUGGGUUCUUCUACCCAAGACAUUCAUUACCGAUGCCAAGUAAAAAAACUCCUCUAACCAAUUCCGACACAUAUGGUUACCAUUCGAAUGGGAUUCCGCCGAUACUCGGGCUUGGUAACUGUAUCAUUUUCUCUUAACAUAAGGUACCUCUCUUUUUUUUGUCCUCAA
Messenger RNA from Physcomitrium patens, 4975 nucleotides. RefSeq names its product DNA topoisomerase 2. Gene Ontology annotation, biological process: DNA topological change; resolution of meiotic recombination intermediates; sister chromatid segregation. Lineage: Eukaryota; Viridiplantae; Streptophyta; Bryopsida; Funariales; Funariaceae. Gene Ontology annotation, cellular component: nucleus. The record is from RefSeq and is a predicted model, not a curated record. Gene Ontology annotation, molecular function: DNA binding; ATP binding; DNA topoisomerase type II (double strand cut, ATP-hydrolyzing) activity.